AUGGAAGCUCAGAAUUACAGAUUUAAUCUAAGUUUGCUGGAUGAACAAGGGAACGAGCUGAAGAACAACAAGGAUGUCAAAAACAAAUGUAUCAUCCAUCAUGGGAUAUCUGUGGAGCUCAGAGACCCAAACACCACUCACCAUCAGAGGACAUGGACAUGCCAGGUGACUGAUGGAGGGCAGGUGCAAACCUCUAACUACACCAUCAUAGUGAAAGAAUUCCCUCACUCAACAGGACCCACACCCUCCAUUGGCCCCAUUCUGAUCGCUGGAGUUGGUGCCUCCAUUGGUCUGGUGGCUACAUUACUGAUGGUGAUAAUAAUUGUGGUGAUACGCAAGAGAAAGACAAAUAAUGGAAGAGAAGCACAGAACCAAUCUACUCAAAGCAGGACCAGUAUUAAUCUCGACACUGUACCACAGGCAAACUCCUCAGCUAAAGUGGAAGAAGAAAGUACAGAGCUGCAUUACGCAGCCUUUCAGCCCCUCAGCCUGACCAGAGCAGCGCCUACUGCAAAGCAGUCUGAUGACAGUGUGACCUACGACACCAUCAUGCCGUUAUCUAAUCGUGAGAAAAAGAAGAGCAGUCCAGUGGACCCCUGUGCCAUGGAUGAUGCUCCUGUGUCGGGGAGAGGUCCAGAGAGCGUGGCCCCUCUGAACUGGGACUCUGGACUGGACGGCUGGUGA
Sardina pilchardus (European sardine) is the source of this 684-nucleotide messenger RNA. RefSeq lists its product as uncharacterized. Lineage: Eukaryota; Metazoa; Chordata; Actinopteri; Clupeiformes; Clupeidae. The coding region runs from base 1 to 684 and encodes 227 amino acids. The record is from RefSeq and is a predicted model, not a curated record. The transcript is spliced from 8 exons.